Molecule: messenger RNA, 552 nt
Organism: Triticum dicoccoides
Lineage: Eukaryota; Viridiplantae; Streptophyta; Magnoliopsida; Poales; Poaceae
Product: amino acid transporter AVT1B-like
Exons: 6
Coding region: 33-497 (154 amino acids)
Biological process (GO): amino acid transmembrane transport
Cellular component (GO): vacuolar membrane
Molecular function (GO): L-amino acid transmembrane transporter activity
Source: RefSeq, a predicted model, not a curated record
UCUCUACCAUUUUGUUUACUGCCGCUGCGGUGAUGGGAUACAAAAUGUUAGGUGAAUCCACCGAGUCUCAGUUCACCCUCAACUUACCGGAGAAUUCGGUGGUUUCCAAGAUUGCCGUCUGGGCUACGGUGGCAAAUCCGAUAACCAAAUAUGCAUUGACCAUAACCCCACUGGCCAUGAGUCUGGAAGAGUUGCUGCCGCGAAGCCAGCAGAAGUACUCCAACAUAAUCAUACUUAGAUCAGCCCUGGUAGUGUCAACCCUCAUCAUUGCUCUCUCAGUUCCCUUCUUUGCACUUGUGAUGGCUCUCAUUGGUUCUUUAUUCGCGAUGCUUGUGACCUACAUUCUGCCUUGUGCCUGCUUUCUGGCCAUCCUUAAGGCAAAAGCGACUUGGUAUCAGACUGCGACAUGCUCAUUCAUCAUCACCGUAGGGGUUACCUGCGCCUGCGUGGGGACAUACUCAUCCCUCUCCGGGAUUGUCCAGAACUACGCCACCUGACCCUGAACUACUUCCUUCCCUACAUACAUAAUAGAGAAGAUUGCUCGUUUGAAAU